Neltuma alba is the source of this 1597-nucleotide messenger RNA. Its product is annotated as oligosaccharyltransferase complex subunit OSTC-like. Lineage: Eukaryota; Viridiplantae; Streptophyta; Magnoliopsida; Fabales; Fabaceae. Bases 119 to 655 code for a protein of 178 amino acids. The record is from RefSeq and is a predicted model, not a curated record. Gene Ontology annotation, cellular component: oligosaccharyltransferase complex. The transcript has a single exon.
AAACACACACAAUGAGGUCAAAGCCGUCGAGUAGAAUCAUUCACUGGCAGUGUUGAAGCUAGAUCCAUCUUCUUCCACUUCGAUUUCCAUCUGUACUUCACUGACCCGACCCGCGAAAAUGCCGCCGAAACACGAAACUCAGGCUCUUCAUGGCUCUUCCUUCUCCACCGUCGCCGAUUCGUCGUCUUCCGCUUCCAUGGAUCCCCUCUUCCACAUUGUCCGGAUCCUACCCUUUAGCUUCCUCCGCCCGCCUCGCCUCCGCCUCAAGCUUCCAUCUUUCACCCUCCCAUCUCCGAUGACCGUCUUUGCGCUAGUCCUCCUCACCUACUUCAUGGUCGUCUCUGGCAUCGUCUACGACGUCAUCGUCGAGCCCCCCGGCAUCGGGUCCACCCAGGAUCCAUACACAGGCUCCGUACGACCCGUUGUUUUCAUGUCCGGACGCGUCAACGGCCAGUACAUCAUCGAAGGACUCUCCUCUGGCUUCAUGUUCGUUCUCGGUGGGAUCGGAAUUGUCCUAUUGGAUCUUGCUUUGGAUCGCAACCGCGCGAAAAGCGUCAAGGUCUCAUACGCCUCUGCCGGCGUCUUCUCCGUCCUGCUUGCUUAUGUAAUGAGUAUGCUUUUCAUUCGUAUCAAGAUCCCGGCUUAUCUUAGAUGAAUUUUGUUCAAUUUCGUAUUAGAUAGCUGGGUUUGAGCAAUGCGUCUCCAGUUGCAGACAUUCAUAGAUUUAACCUUGCCAAGUGCCCAUACUUCCCCUUUGCUUUCUGUAGUUUGUUAUACUCUUUGGAUUACUUAAGUCUCGAUGGUAAUUCGACUUGAUCUGAUAUCUAUAGCCAAAGUAGAGUUUUUAUUUUCACUGAUUUUUAAUGCAUAAUGAUUAUGCGUUUAAGACUCAGGCGUAUAAGGGUAAUGCAGUAAUGCUAUUCUAUUGACCGUCUCAUAUCUUUCUUCCAAAGAUAGGCUGCAUUCUGAUGCUGUGAUGCUUGCUUCUGUGCCAAUUGAGUAUGAAUGGUAGAAAUAGUAGCUGGUUCCCAAUUUUGUGUGCUUUCAUGGCCAAAUGUAUAUAUUUUGAUUAAGAGAGGUAUCUUGUGGCCACUGCACUGUCAAACAACCUUCAGGGUAAUAUGAGCCUGGAGGAAAUGCAGUUUUCAGGUAGGUUACCCAUAUAAAAUGGCGAUUAAUAUCUUUGGGCUGUCUGUUGUGGUGACUUUGUGUGGCCUUUACAUGUUUCAAGCAUUAUUCAUGGGUUGUCAGACUCAGACAGCCAAUAGAGCUCUUGAGUGAUGAAAUCAAGCGUGACUAUGUGAGAGACUGAAUUAUUAUUUUUGAUCAAGUUUAUGGGGCAGAUAAUGAAUACGCAAAUUGGAUUGUUAAGUCAAUUCAGAAACUUCAAACUCAAUUUUGCUUGUUUACUCAGCCUCCGUUGGGCUACAGACUGCUGAUUGUUCUGGAUAAACAGAGUAAUUAGGAGACUUUGUCUUUUACUGUUUUCUGUUGUAUGGUUGAACCAUGGCCUUUUAUUAGGGAGAAAAAAGCUUUAAUCCAUUGGGUAAUGUUGUGAUCGUGCUAUUCGUCAUGGAUAAUUAUGUACCUGAAGCAA